AAGAUUGUCAGGUAAUUGUCAGUUCUUAUUCCAAAAACAUCCAUAAAACUCCAACGCUCUCUUUCUCUCUCUCCGCUCAAAAUAUAGAAAAAAAAAUAAAUAAAAAAGAAAUUGGAAAUCGAGAAAAGUGAAAACUUGAUCAGAUCAGAAACAGUUCUCAGUUUCCUGCUUUCAUUUUUUUUUUUUUCAAAAAAAUUGCUUUGAAUUUCGUAAUCGAACGCCGAAGAUUGAAAAAAACAUGCGUUUGAUCUGUUUUAUGUUUCAUUCCAAACACUUCCGAGAAGGUAGGUGCUUCGACAGGAUGGGCAGCUGGACUACAGAGUUUUUGGUGGAUAGCAAAUACUAGAGGAUCUAUAAGGUUUACCUGGCUGAAUUAUGGCAUCUGCAAGCCUAGGAAAUGGCGGAGUAGGUAGUUCCAGGUCUAUCAAUGGUUUCAAAAGUUCGUCUAGUUCUGUUGAUUGGCUGGGGAGAGAAAUGCUUGAAAUGAGAUUGAGAGACAAGGUGGACCAUGAUGAAGACAGAGAUAGUGAACCAGAUGUAGUUGAUGGAGUAGGUACUGAAACAGGGCAUGUAAUAAGAACGACCAUUGGUGGUCGAAAUGGUCAAUUAAAGCAGAAUGUCAGUUAUAUCGCUGAGCAUGUGGUUGGAACUGGUUCUUUUGGUGUUGUUUUCCAAGCAAAAUGUCGUGAAACUGGAGAAAUUGUUGCCAUCAAGAAGGUUCUUCAAGACAAGCGCUACAAGAAUAGGGAAUUGCAGAUUAUGCAAAUGCUGGACCAUCCAAAUAUUGUUUCCCUUAAGCAUUAUUUUUUCUCAAAAACAGACAAGGAAGAACUCUACCUCAAUCUCGUUCUUGAGUAUGUGCCUGAAACUGUUAAUCGCACAGCAAGAAGCUACAGCCGGAUCAACACGCGAAUGCCUUUAAUAUAUGUUAAACUCUAUACCUAUCAGAUUUGCAGAGCACUUGCCUAUAUACACAACUGUAUUGGAAUAUGUCACCGUGACAUCAAACCUCAAAACUUACUUGUGAAUCCACAUACUCAUCAGCUGAAACUUUGUGAUUUUGGGAGUGCAAAAGUGCUGGUGAAGGGAGAACCCAAUGUUUCUUACAUUUGCUCAAGAUAUUAUCGUGCUCCAGAACUCAUAUUUGGUGCUACUGAAUACACAACUGCUAUAGAUAUAUGGUCUACUGGUUGUGUGAUGGCUGAAUUGCUUCUUGGGCAGCCAUUGUUUCCUGGUGAAAGCGGGGUCGACCAACUAGUUGAAAUCAUUAAGGUUUUGGGGACUCCAACCAGGGAGGAGAUCAAGUGCAUGAACCCAAACUACACUGAAUUCAAGUUCCCCCAGAUAAAGCCACAUCCAUGGCAUAAGGUCUUCCAAAAGCGUUUACCUCCAGAAGCAGUAGACCUUGUCUGUAGGUUUUUUCAGUACUCUCCCAAUUUGCGAUGCACUGCUUUGGAGGCUUGCAUUCACCCUUUCUUUGAUGAACUGAGGGACCCAACCACUCGCCUUCCCAAUGGCCGCCCGCUUCCACCACUCUUCAAUUUCAAGCCUCAAGAGCUCUCUGGCAUUCCUCCUGAAGUUGUCAAGAAACUUAUUCCAGAGCAUGCUCGUAAGCAGAACUUAUUCAUGGCGCUGCACACUUAACAACUUUUCCAAGUUUUCUCUGCUUCUACUAGCCAAUCCCACGCCGUUUUGAUUAGUGUCAACUUAUGUAAAAAAAAAAAACCCCUUUCCUUGCCCGUCUUCUGUCAUCGUUCUAGUAAGAACCACUGUUUGAAAACAAGUCGAAGGAGACCCGAGAGGCCUUGAUUGCUGGUGAAGCUGUUUUUUCUGUUCAUUAUGAAGACAAUUUUAAUUACUAUUAACUUUUUAUGUAUAUUUAUUUGUGUUCCCUGUUGUGGGAGGUUUUUAGUGAGAUUAAAAUCAUGAGAAUGUGUAUUUUUAUCCUGUGCUGAAAAGUUUUCAUGUUGGUACUUAGCUUCAUUCUUCACUCAAUUUCUUUUUAGUGAGAUUAAAAUCAUGAGAAUGUGUAUUUUUAUCCUGUGCU
This is a messenger RNA of Durio zibethinus, 2047 nucleotides long. It is a transcript of the gene SK41, whose product is annotated as shaggy-like protein kinase 41. Gene Ontology annotation, molecular function: ATP binding; protein serine/threonine kinase activity. Gene Ontology annotation, biological process: peptidyl-threonine phosphorylation; signal transduction; cell differentiation. NCBI's taxonomy places the organism in Eukaryota, Viridiplantae, Streptophyta, Magnoliopsida, Malvales, Malvaceae. The record is from RefSeq and is a predicted model, not a curated record. Gene Ontology annotation, cellular component: cytoplasm; nucleus.